CGUCUCUCCCCGCCGUCCUCCGCGGCCGGCCCCGUCGCGUCGCCCCGGCUCCUUUCUCUCAGCGGACGCCCGGGCCCGGCCAUGGCGGACUUUGACGAGAUUUACGAGGAAGAAGAGGACGAAGAGCGAGCGCUGGAGGAGCAGCUCCUGAAGUACUCCCCCGACCCGGUGGUGGUUCGCGGCUCCGGCCAUGUCACCGUGUUUGGGCUAAGCAACAAAUUUGAAGCAGAAUUUCCUUCAUCUUUAACUGGAAAGGUUGCACCUGAAGAAUUCAAAGCCAGCAUCAGCAGAGUUAACAGCUGUCUUAAGAAGAACCUUCCAGUUAAUGUACGAUGGCUACUAUGUGGAUGCCUUUGCUGCUGCUGCACUUUAGGUUGUAGUAUGUGGCCAGUUAUCUGCCUCAGUAAAAGAACACGAAGAUCGAUUGAGAAGUUAUUAGAAUGGGAAAACAAUAGGUUAUACCACAAGCUGUGCUUGCAUUGGAGACUAAGCAAAAGGAAAUGUGAAACGAAUAACAUGAUGGAAUAUGUCAUCCUUAUAGAAUUUCUACCAAAGACACCAAUUUUUCGACCAGAUUAGCAUUUGAUUUAUUUAUAGAGACUGACUUUCAAGUAUGUUGUCUUUCCAAUGGUGCCUUGCUUGGUGCUCUCCUGGUGGUAACAUAAGCAUUGGUUCUACAGAAUCUUGUGGUGUUUUCAUGCUUUUGUUUGUUUGUG
Molecule: messenger RNA, 716 nt
Organism: Dryobates pubescens (Downy woodpecker)
Lineage: Eukaryota; Metazoa; Chordata; Aves; Piciformes; Picidae
Gene: CHIC2
Product: cysteine rich hydrophobic domain 2
Exons: 6
Coding region: 82-579 (165 amino acids)
Source: RefSeq, a predicted model, not a curated record